Paramormyrops kingsleyae is the source of this 2181-nucleotide messenger RNA. It is a transcript of the gene pde1a, whose product is annotated as phosphodiesterase 1A, calmodulin-dependent. Gene Ontology annotation, biological process: signal transduction. The record is from RefSeq and is a predicted model, not a curated record. Gene Ontology annotation, molecular function: 3',5'-cyclic-nucleotide phosphodiesterase activity. Lineage: Eukaryota; Metazoa; Chordata; Actinopteri; Osteoglossiformes; Mormyridae.
CUCAGCAGAGGGUCCCACACAGGGAGAGGGUGAGAACCCCCACCCCCCACCCCACUUGGCUGCCGUCGCACCCUCUCUGAUGUGGUUCCCGUGGCCUCCCUCGCUGAGCGGUCAGAAAGGGAGGCUCCCGUCAGUCUCGCCGCACUCUCUGACGUGAGAAUCGGCCGGGGACAGGCAGCCCGGGGCCCCAGCGGGCGGCAGCGCCGACUCUCAAUGGACGACAGUGUCACUUUCAAGAGGAAAUUUCUCCACAGACCCAUCUUCAGGUUGAGGUGUCUGGUGAAGCAGCUGGAGAGGGGGGAGGUCAACGUGGUGGACCUGAAGAAGAACAUUGAGUAUGCAGCCUCUGUUUUGGAAGCAGUGUACAUCGAUGAGACCAGGAGGCUCCUGGACUCAGAGGAUGAGCUCAGUGACAUCCAGGCCGACUCGGUGCCCCUGGAGGUACGCGAUUGGCUGGCCUCCACCUUCACCAGGAAGAUGGGCGUUGUCCGUCGGAGACCCGAGGAGAAGCCCCGGUUCCGCAGCAUCGUCCACGCUGUGCAGGCAGGGAUCUUUGUGGAGAGGAUGUACAGAAGGACGUCUAACAUGGCUGGCUUAACGUAUCCUCCUGUGGUGAUUGCUGCUUUGAAGGAUGUAGACAAGUGGUCCUUUGAUGUCUUCACCCUCCAUGAAGCCAGCAGUGAACACGCUUUGAAGUUCCUGGUCUACGACCUCCUCACCAGAUAUGACCUGAUCAACCGCUUCAGGAUUCCCGUUUCUGCCCUCGUCUCCUUCGUGGAGGCCCUGGAGGUGGGCUACAGCAAACACAGGAACCCUUACCACAACCUGACUCACGCCGCUGACGUCACCCAGACAGCGCACUACCUGAUGCUCCACACCGGCCUCAUGCACUGGCUCACCGAACUGGAAAUAUUAGCCAUGGUUUUUGCAGCUGCUAUCCAUGAUUUUGAACACACUGGGACCACCAAUAACUUUCACAUCCAGACCAGAUCCGAGGUGGCCAUUCUCUACAACGACCGCUCCGUCCUGGAGAACCACCACGUCAGCGCCGCCUACCGGCUCAUGCAGGAGGAUGAGAUGAACAUCUUGGUGAACCUGAGCAAAGAUGACUGGAGGGAGCUGCGGACCCUGGUCAUCGAGAUGGUCAUGAGUACGGACAUGUCCUGCCACUUCCAGCAGAUCAAGACCAUGAGGAGUGCCCUACAGCAGCCCGAGGGAGUAGACAAGGCUAAAGCGCUAUCUCUGAUGCUGCAUGCAGCCGACAUCAGCCACCCGGCCAAGGCCUGGGAGCUGCACUAUCGCUGGACCCAAGCCCUGAUGGAGGAGUUCUUCAGACAGGGUGAUAAGGAGGCAGAACUGGGCUUGCCCUUCUCCCCUCUGUGUGAUCGCAAGGCCACCAUGAUUGCACAGUCACAGAUAGGGUUCAUUGACUUCAUCGUUGAACCAACCUUCUCUGUCCUGAUCGACUCGACUGAGAAAAUUAUUACUCCUCUUAUAGAGGAAGCUUUAAGAACAGCGGACUCUGGAGACCAGAGGUCCAGCCUGAGCGGUGGGAGCAUGGGCACAGUGGUGGAGUCCGUGCAGAGGCACAGCGACCGGGGCUCAUCUGCUGAUCAAGGGGCUUCCAUAGACUACUCCCUGGCUGGCAUCGACCUGAAGCAUGUGCGACACACGCUGGCCAGUGUCAUCCAGCAAAACAAGGAGUGCUGGAAGGAGCUGGCUGUGCAAGAGCUGGCCAAUAAGGAGAGGGAGAUGUCCUCUGGCAGAAAAGGCCCAAUAGGGGACGAGAAGGUCGAGGCCUCUGACGGGACAGAUGCAGCGUCGUCACAGAACCGCCUGCAGAUGGACAGCGAGGCAGAGUCCAACGCAAACGAACUGAACAAUGCAAACUCCCAGAGCUCCCUGGAGCAGGAGCCCCCUUCACCGCCAGCAGAGGGCGAUGUUGGGUCACCGGAGACCGGCUCGGACGCGCAGGCGCCCGACUCCGAGCAGCCGCCGUGGAACGGCGACGGAGGGGAGAACCCAGAGCCAUGCCAGGAGAACCCGGAUGCCCCCUGAUGCCCACCGCCACAUCUUUGCUUCCCAGAUAUUUUUUCUGUUUUUGUACAUUGGUUUUAUUUUCAGUCUUUAAUGUAUUGUUAUUUAUUAAAGACGGGGUUCCUGCUCCCCCUUGCCACACUA